Messenger RNA from Cydia strobilella, 2387 nucleotides. RefSeq names its product target of rapamycin complex subunit lst8 (gene Lst8). The coding region runs from base 168 to 1112 and encodes 314 amino acids. Gene Ontology annotation, biological process: regulation of actin cytoskeleton organization; TOR signaling. The record is from RefSeq and is a predicted model, not a curated record. The transcript is spliced from 7 exons. Gene Ontology annotation, cellular component: TORC1 complex; TORC2 complex. Gene Ontology annotation, molecular function: protein binding. Lineage: Eukaryota; Metazoa; Arthropoda; Insecta; Lepidoptera; Tortricidae.
GUCGUCGAGCGUGUGUUUAUAUUUUUUCGAAAAUAAAUAUUUCCUUGCAUGAAUAAUAAAUAAUUUACGUAUCAUUCUAAACAAAUUGGCAUUGAGUACAUUUGGUUGAAUAAUUGUUAAAGACAUUUUGAUGCUCUUAAUCUUAAUCAAUAAAUAGUUGGUUGAAGAUGUCGGGAGACGCGGCGGCAGGCGCGUCGCAUGUGGUGCUGGUGACGGGCGGCUACGACCACACCAUCAAGCUAUGGCAGGCUCACAGCGGCGUUUGCUUGCGGACUAUGCAACAUCCGGACUCGCAAAUAAAUGGCCUAGAAAUAAGGCCCGAUGGGCAGAUGGUGGCCGCAUGCGGGUACCAGCACAUACGCAUGUAUGACCUCGCUAGCACCAACCCAGACCCUGUCAUGAACUAUGAGGGUGUAAGCAAAAAUGUUUCUAGAGUUGGAUUCUCGGAAGAUGGCAAAUGGAUGUAUACAGGAGGUGAAGAUUGUACAGCUAAAAUUUGGGACAUAAGAGUGGGCAGACAGUUCCAAUGCCAGCGAAUCUUCCAAGUGCCGGCGCCUGUAAACGCCGUCAUCAUGCACCCCGACCAGACGCAGAUUAUGGUCGGCGACCAGAGCGGCAUCAUCCACGUGUGGGACCUGCGCACCGACCAGAAUGAACAGCUGAUACCAGAAGCCGAAGCAUCGAUCCAGGACAUCGCGAUCGACCCGGAGGGGCGCAUGAUGGCGGCCGUGAACAACAAGGGCAGCUGCUACGUGUGGGCGCUGGGCGGCGCGCCGCCGCGACCCGUGCCGCGCAAGCAUCUCGUCGCGCACAACAAGUACGCGCUGCGCUGCCGGUUCAGCCCCGACUCCACAAUGCUCGUGACGACCAGCGGCGACUGCACGGCGCGCGUGUGGCGCACCAGCGACUGGGGCCUGCAGCGGGAGCUGCGCCACGACUCGCAGCGCUGGGUGUGGGACUGCGCCUUCAGCAACGACGAGCGCUACCUAUUCACCGGUUCAUCGGACAGCUACGCGCGGCUGUGGGACCUCGAGAAGGGCACGCUGGAGCGCGAGUACUGCGGACACCAGAAGCCCAUCACCGCGCUCGCCUUCCGCGACCAGGCCGUCUAGAAUCUACUACACACUUACCCGAAGCAGUGGUGGAUUUGCCCUUAGGCCUUUAACAGCUUUUUGCUAUCUCCGAAUAUUCUUACCUGUCGUCCUACAUUACCCAAACGUGUUGACUCCGAAUGCUGUUUUUCUGAAUUUGAACCAUAAAAGUAGAACGCUAAAAUUGCCUUUUAAACGGGCGUGAUCCUUUUCACUGAUGAGAAAUGAGGUAGCCACCGCGGCGCACAAAAGAAACAAUGCCUUUUGUUUAACAGCUUAGGGUUUGGGCGAAAAAAUCAUUUGAGAUAAUUCGUACUAUACGUUGGGUUGUAAAGCUGUUUGUGAACUCGACCGUACCGCAGACUCUGAGGCCGCUCGCGUAAGUUUGCGCCCUGCGAGUGGUAGGCCGUCGGCUCCCGACUGAUUACGUCAUUUAUAUUUGAAAUUUUAUUAAUUGAAAUAAAAUCAUAAUUCCAACAACUCGAAAUGACGUAUGCUUAAAUGUUUAAACAUGGACGCCGCGCCCACUCAGUUUGCACUCUUACACAAACCUCCAAAUGGAGUUAAGGUUUGCGACUUUCAGUAUAGCGUACUAAACCUGAAAACCGCUUGACUUUAUUUGAAGGAUUAAAGAGGUUUCCGACUUUAGCCAAAGCAGCACCGACAACUACCUAUGAAUGUAUCAAAGGGCUCAAGACGCCGUAUCUUAUCACGAGUUUUGUUAAUCAGUCCGUCGAUUAUGCUAAGUGCUAUCUCAUGCUAUAACGAAGUUAAGCUCCUAUACAGUAGUUGAGGAGUGUCUUUUACCCUUUAAGUAGGGUAAAAGGGUUUAUUUUUGUAUGGAUUUCUUAGAGAAAUGAGCCCUUUUGAAAAGACACUCCUCAGUUAAAUUCCAUUAUUUUAAACUAUGGUCUAGAAAUUGUAUGUAUUAUUGUAUUUAAUUUUAUUACGAUAUAGAAACUCCGAAUGAUUUACUCCAUGUUUAAUGAUUUAUUAAUAUGAAAUCGAUUUGAAUUUUAAAUUACAAUAUAAUUUUAUUUUUCAGUUGAUUGUCAGAAAUCUUGUAUAUUUUGGGUUAUAAUGAUAUGUCAUAUUUUUGUUAUAUGGUUUCUCUAUUUAUGAAGUAUAGCUAAGUAAGCUAUCCACUGCCGAUUAUGGAAACAAAUACGUUGUACAGUCGAUGUACAUAAUUAUUUAGAUUAUUGUGCCACGCACUGACAUUGUACAUAUUUACAAUAAGAUUGAAUUGUUAAGUUUUUUGUAAAUUCCUACAUAAUAAAUGUAAUUAUCAAAUAA